This is a messenger RNA of Acomys russatus (golden spiny mouse), 2066 nucleotides long. RefSeq names its product leucine rich repeat and Ig domain containing 2 (gene Lingo2). The transcript has 2 exons. The coding region runs from base 191 to 2011 and encodes 606 amino acids. Gene Ontology annotation, cellular component: plasma membrane. Gene Ontology annotation, molecular function: protein binding. The record is from RefSeq and is a predicted model, not a curated record. NCBI's taxonomy places the organism in Eukaryota, Metazoa, Chordata, Mammalia, Rodentia, Muridae.
AAUGAAGAAAAGCACAUCUGCGACCUGGGGAUGGUUCAAUGGAUAAGAGAGCUUUCAGUGAGAACAAGAAGACCUGGAUUCAAGUUGCCGGCACCCACCACACUGUUACCACUAUUCCUUCUACACAGUCCUUCUGAAAGACAGCCAACAGACAGGCCCAUAACCAAGGCGUAGACUAAGAAGUGGAGUCAUGCUUCACACGGCCAUACCAUGUUGGCAGCCGUUCCUGGGUCUGGCUGUGGUGUUACUCUUCGUGGGAUCCACCGUGGCCUGUCCCGCUCGCUGUGAGUGCUCCGCCCAGAACAAAUCUGUUAGCUGCCACAGAAGACGCUUGCUCGCCAUCCCAGAGGGCAUUCCCAUUGAGACCAAAAUCUUGGACCUCAGCAAAAACCGGUUAAAAAGCGUCAGCCCCGAAGAAUUCAUAUCAUACCCUCUGUUGGAGGAGAUAGACUUGAGUGACAAUAUUAUCACCAAUGUGGAGCCUGGGGCUUUUAACAACCUCUUUAACCUGCGUUCCCUCCGCCUGAAAGGCAAUCGCCUUAAGCUGGUGCCCUUGGGAGUAUUCACCGGACUGUCCAACCUCACCAAGCUUGACAUCAGUGAGAAUAAGAUUGUCAUUUUGCUGGACUACAUGUUCCAGGAUCUGCAUAACCUGAAGUCUCUAGAAGUGGGGGACAAUGAUUUGGUUUACAUAUCACACAGGGCCUUCAGCGGACUACUUAGCUUGGAGCAGCUCACCCUGGAGAAGUGCAACUUGACGGCGGUACCGACAGAAGCCCUUUCCCACCUCCGCAGCCUCAUCACCCUGCAUCUGAAGCAUCUUAAUAUCAACAAUAUGCCCGUGUAUGCCUUUAAACGAUUGUUCCACCUGAAACACCUAGAGAUCGACUAUUGGCCUUUGCUGGAUAUGAUGCCGGCCAACAGCCUCUACGGUCUCAACCUCACAUCCCUUUCCAUUACUAACACCAACCUGUCCACUGUCCCUUUCCUUGCCUUUAAACAUCUUGUAUACCUGACCCACCUUAACCUCUCCUACAAUCCCAUCAGCACCAUCGAGGCAGGCAUGUUCUCUGACCUGAUCCGCCUACAGGAGCUUCACAUAGUCGGGGCCCAGCUUCGUACUAUUGAACCUCACUCCUUCCAAGGGCUCCGCUUCCUCCGUGUGCUCAACGUAUCUCAGAACCUGCUGGAAACAUUGGAAGAGAAUGUCUUCUCCUCCCCUAGGGCUUUGGAGGUCCUGAGCAUCAACAACAACCCACUAGCCUGCGACUGCCGACUCCUCUGGCUCCUGCAGCGACAGGCAACCCUGAAGUUUGGGGGCCAGCAGCCCAUGUGCGCCGGACCAGACACCAUCCGUGAGAGGUCAUUUAAGGAUUUCCAUAGCACUGCUCUUUCUUUCUAUUUUACCUGCAAAAAGCCCAAAAUCCGUGAAAAGAAAUUACAGCAUCUCCUAGUGGAUGAAGGGCAGACGGUCCAGCUGGAGUGCAACGCUGAUGGAGACCCACAGCCAGUGAUUUCCUGGGUGACACCCCGAAGGCGUUUUAUCACCACCAAGUCCAACGGCAGGGCCACUGUGCUGGGUGAUGGCACCUUGGAAAUUCGUUUUGCCCAGGAUCAGGACAGUGGGAUGUAUGUUUGCAUCGCUAGCAAUGCUGCUGGGAACGACACCUUCACAGCAUCUCUCACUGUGAAGGGAUUCACCUCAGAUCGCUUCCUUUACGCAAACAGGACCCCUAUGUACAUGACCGAUUCCAACGACACGGUUUCCAACGGCACUAACGCCAACACUUUUUCCCUGGACCUUAAAACAAUACUGGUAUCUACAGCCAUGGGCUGUUUCACAUUCCUGGGAGUGGUCUUAUUUUGUUUUCUCCUUCUCUUUGUGUGGAGCCGAGGAAAAGGCAAACACAAAAACAGCAUUGACCUUGAGUAUGUGCCCCGAAAAAACAAUGGUGCUGUCGUGGAAGGGGAGGCGGCUGGGCCCAGGAGGUUCAACAUGAAAAUGAUAUAAGGGCCCACCACACACACCUACUGUCUCUGUGUUACUGUGGGUAAUGAGUAAAACA